UUCCUGGCCACGAUCACAAUAAUAUUCUCUCCAGCAAGUUGUACAGUCAACAAUUUUACCCCGUCGUUCAUCCCGGCAGUCCUGCGCCUGUUUAGGCAGUAAGUCAAAACACAUAUACAGCGUGACAUGCGCACACAGCCAGCUCCUCCCCACAUUCCCCAUCUGUGCUGAAUAGCUGACACUGACAGCAGCAGCAGCACAUAGUGUGCAGCUGGCCCCGAUGCUGUUGUGUAAAUCGUAUAGUAUUCUGGAUUUAUUGGAUAUUCAUCUACGUCCACCAGCUCCGUCUACAGCUGCACAUAUCUCUCCCGCAAUCCAGUCUAUCGAGAGACAGACAGAGCUCCCGUGACUUGUUUCUUCAGCACUGAGCCUGAAGUGGCAACCAGUCAACUAAUCAGCCAUUUUUGCACUGGGGAACCAGUGGCAGUUUUCUUUCGCUGUUUCUGUUUGUUUGAUUUGUGUUGUUGUUGACUGCAUGGAUGGUGGAGUGCGGGUAUCGGCUGGCACUUUCACCGUUUUAAUUACGAACGAAUGAGCUGGGCCGCGGCGCCUGUUCCUCCAUGGCGGCAUCCACGAAGAAUCCCGGACAGUUCUACACGAUUGAAGUGGGAGAAACACGGUUUACGGUGUUGAAGCGCUAUCAGACACUGAAGAAUAUUGGACAAGGUGCCCAAGGCGUUGUGUGUGCGGCAUACGAUAGCGUCCUGGGUCAGCAUGUGGCAAUUAAGAAGCUCAGUCGACCUUUCCAGAAUGUCACGCACGCUAAACGGGCAUAUCGCGAGUUCAAGCUCAUGAAUUUGGUUAAUCAUAAGAAUGUAAUCGGUCUACUGAAUGCAUUCACGCCCCAGCGCACCUAUGAGGAAUUCACGGAUGUCUAUUUGGUGAUGGAACUGAUGGAUGCUAAUCUCUGUCAGGUUAUUCAGAUGGAUCUCGAUCAUGAGCGCAUGUCCUACCUCCUGUACCAGCUCCUGUGCGGUAUUAAGCAUCUGCAUUCAGCUGGAAUUAUCCACAGGGAUCUAAAGCCAAGCAAUAUUGUGGUCCGGUCGGAUUGUACCUUGAAAAUCCUUGAUUUCGGUCUUGCCCGCUCCGCUAAUGCCACCUUCAUGAUGACACCGUAUGUGGUAACGAGAUAUUAUCGCGCACCCGAAGUUAUUCUGGGAAUGGGAUACAAGGAAAACGUGGACAUUUGGUCGGUGGGAUGCAUAUUUGGUGAGAUGAUCCGCGGUGCCGUCCUCUUUCCGGGCUCCGACCAUAUCGAUCAGUGGAAUAAGAUCAUUGAACAGCUGGGCACACCGUCGGUGGAUUUUAUGAAACGCUUACAGCCCAGCGUGCGCCACUACGUGGAAAACCGGCCCAAAUACGCCGGGUAUCCCUUUGAGAAGCUGUUCCCGGAUGUACUGUUCCCUCCUGAUAGUCAGGAGCAUGGUAAGCUGAAAGCCAGCUAUUCUCGCGAUCUCUUAUCGAAAAUGCUUGUGAUUGAUCCGGAGAAGCGAAUUUCCGUGGAUGAUGCCCUACAGCAUCCUUACAUUAAUGUUUGGUUUGAAGAGAGUGAGGUCAACGGGCAAGGCCCAGGACCCUACGAUCACAUUGUCGACGAGCGGGAGCACACGGUUGAAGAAUGGAAAAGAUUAAUUUAUGAUGAAGUGACGCAGUAUGAGCGGCAAUUCGAACGGAAGAGCGGUCCGGAACAGCCUACCACAAACGGUGGUAGCGCGGUGCAGGACGGUCAGGCCGAUGCUAGCCGGCUGCGACGCAAUUCGUCGGGACGGGCUGACGGCGAAGGAAGCGAACGUUCAGCAUCCUCCAAUAAUUCGGCAUCCAGUUCAUCCAACAGCAUUCAUAAAAAUAGCCGCUGAAGAAGGAGAGAGAAAGCGAUAAUAGCAAAAAAAAGACGUGGAAUGAGACGAGUAUUUAAUCACGAUAAAAGCAUCCUGCACCGGAGAUGGAGACAAGUGGAUCAGUGUCAGGAAGUCGGGGGGACGCUAUCGUUGUAUGUCAUGGGAUAUGCGGGGGCGGGAUUAAUUAUUUUGCUGCUAUUUUGGCCAUGGACGAUGCGAUACGGGGUUUGUUGCUGUUGUUGUGCUGCUGCUGCUGUUGGGUGUGGAAAGGAAAUGGGGAAGGAAUCGUAUCAUUCUAUCCUAUCUCUGUGUCUCUGGUACGUUUUUGGCAUUGAUUGCUCAAGCUUAAUGCUGACAGCUGGAAAAAUCGAAGACGUUUUCCCAAAUGAUCCCGGUCUAAUGCUGCUUGAUUUACUACUACGUGGUGCGUGCGCAUGUAUUUUCCUCCUCCUCCUUGCUCCCUUGUCCCGCGGCUAUGAAAGGGAUCCAGUAACGCAGUACCGCGACAGAAGAUGCAAAAAACAGGGCGAUCCGCUACGCCAUCAUCCGGCCCACUCGGCAGCCAAUUUUCACUCCCAGUAACCUCAUUCUUUAAACUUUAGAGAUUUUAUUGUCUUCUGUUUUUGUUUUGAUUUUAAUGUAAGCCUGGUAUUUUUGGCGCGUUAUGCCCGUAAUAUGUUCGAGUCAUAGUCGGUAUUGUUACAGUUAUUAUAGUUUACGAUGUCCUUUUUAUUCUUGUUUUUGAUUCAAUUUUCAGCUGUUUACAACCCGGAAUAAUUCUAGUUUAUGUUGCUGCAAUUUUGAACCAAAUUCCUCAGGAUAAUUAUGUAAAUCUCUUGUGUUAUGAUCUGCACUAAUGCAGGGUAAAUAAAUAAUUGAGCGUAUUGG
Molecule: messenger RNA, 2726 nt
Organism: Paramacrobiotus metropolitanus
Lineage: Eukaryota; Metazoa; Tardigrada; Eutardigrada; Parachela; Macrobiotidae
Product: stress-activated protein kinase JNK-like
Exons: 8
Coding region: 561-1856 (431 amino acids)
Biological process (GO): JNK cascade; protein phosphorylation
Cellular component (GO): cytoplasm; nucleus
Molecular function (GO): ATP binding; JUN kinase activity
Source: RefSeq, a predicted model, not a curated record